AUCUGCGGGAUGAGAUGACACGCAUGACCGAGAAGGUCCAGUCCAUUGCUGACAGCUUCCCCCUCCACGACUACACCCGACCCGUCAGCGAAGCGCUGGUGAAGGCAGAGGACAGGAGCCAACCGUACCUGCAGGAGGUGCAGCGCUUCGAGCAGUACAGGUGGAUCGCGGGCACGGUGCUGUGCUCCAUCAUCCUCCUCAUCCUCGCCUGCAACGUGACAGGGAUGGCCCUGGGUGCAUACGGGCUCUCCAAGCGGGAGGACCCGAGCGACUAUGAGUGCCGAGGAGAAGCUGGCGCCAAGUUCCUCCUGGUUGGCGUGGGCCUGGCUUUCCUGUUCUCCUGGCUCCUCAUCCUCCUGGUUUUCGCCACCUUCCUGGUUGGGGGCAACAUCCAGACGCUGGUUUGCAGGAAUUGGGUCAACCAGGAGAUUUAUAAGUUCAUCGACACCCCCGGGAACCUGCCUCCAUCCAUGAACCUCACCCACCAGCUUAACCUCAGGAGGGACUCCAACCUCAGCGCCGUGUACCGGGAGUGCAAGAGCGGCGCGGGGCUGUGGGAGGUGCUGCAGCUCGACAGGUCUUACGACUUGGAUGAGCAUCUAAAAACCCCCAAGUAUACGGCUGACUUCCAAAAGCGCCUGGGUGACUUCACAGCACGCUUGGGCGAUGUGCGGCUCCUCCGCAGCGAGGGCAGGCAGGACCUGGAGACCUUCGCCCGCAGCGGUGUGGAUGAGGUGGACUAUGGGCGCUUCCAGGAGGAGAGGAACAGCACGGUGGCAGGGCGCCUGGCUGCUGAGGCUCGGGCCCUGUGGCAGAUGGAGAACUCCACAGUGCAAGCACAGGAAGCUUUGGUGGAGAAGCUGGGAGAGAGUGUCCAGUUCCUGUCCCGCUUGGCUCCGCACCUCCAGGAGAUCGGCUGCUUCACCAGGAAGGAGCUGCGCUACUUCACCCAGUACCUGAACUGGGUUGGGCAGACGCUGAGGGAGGACGUGGCUUCGUGCCAGCCCCUCGCCACGGCGCUGGACAACGGGCGGGUGAUCCUGUGCGACCGCAUCGCUGACCCCUGGAAUGCUUUCUGGUUCAGCCUGGGAUGUUGCACCUUCUUCCUCAUCCCCAACAUCAUCUUCGCCAUCAGGCUCACGAAACACUUCCGACCCAUCCGCAACCGGCUCAUCUCUACAGGGUCAGAGGAGACCUGUCCCUUCCACAUCCCCCGUGUCACAGCACUCAAGCUCUAG
Messenger RNA from Nestor notabilis (Kea), 1238 nucleotides. RefSeq names its product prominin 2 (gene PROM2). The record is from RefSeq and is a predicted model, not a curated record. Gene Ontology annotation, cellular component: prominosome; microvillus; cilium. The transcript has 12 exons. NCBI's taxonomy places the organism in Eukaryota, Metazoa, Chordata, Aves, Psittaciformes, Psittacidae. The annotation marks the transcript as partial. Gene Ontology annotation, molecular function: cholesterol binding.